[Torrubiella] hemipterigena is the source of this 2369-nucleotide messenger RNA. The record is from the annotation of a GenBank genome assembly. NCBI's taxonomy places the organism in Eukaryota, Fungi, Ascomycota, Sordariomycetes, Hypocreales, Clavicipitaceae.
CCGAUGGAUCUCUUCCCUUGUUCUCCUUCUUAUUAUUUGCUUUAAUUUUUUUUUACCGUCGGCCUAUUGCGGCUGUAUCCGGUGGGCGAUCCAGCAAUAGUCAUGGAGCAGUACCACCAGCACCAACUAGCCCAGAUUAAAUAAGUAGGACAUGCCUGUUCAAUUCCCUCUCGCAGCGCUGCUGCUUUCACCUGGAGCCGCAGGCGAUCUCAACACCAUCCCGACGGCCCCCUUCACAGCCGCCUCUCCGGCCAAGUUUUACGACUUUGAAAACAUCCACAGCAUCAUUGUGGACGCCAAAUAUGCCAGCGCAAAAGACGAACAGGGCUCGACGCUCAUCCCGCCCACCCUCCUCGAGUUUGCCAACACCUUCGCCAAGGACCUCAAGGAUGUUCACGGCUACAACAUCCCCGUCAAGCAGGGCAGCAGUGGCUCCAACGCCAUCUACCUGACCAUCGACAAGACUGGCAAGUAUCUGGAUGCCGCUGGCCGUCCUACAUCAGAGGGAUACACCCUCACGACCAACUCGUCUGGUGUCUUUAUUGAAGGUGCCAGCCCUCUUGGAGCCUGGUGGGGUACGCGUACCGUCCUCCAGCAAGCUACCAUCAACAAUGCCGACAUAGAUACUGUGGGCGUCCCCUACGGCCGCGGCCAGGACAGCCCUGGCUGGGCGACUCGUGGCAUGAUGCUUGACGGCGGCCGUGCAUACUACUCGCCAUCCUUCAUCAAGGAGAUUUGCUCGUACAUGAGCUACUUCAAGCAAAACGUCUUCCACCUGCACCUGAGCGACAACCUCAACACCGACCCCAAGUUCUCCAAGCAGCAGACCGACGACCUCGGCGCCUGGUUCCGCCUCUGGUCCGACAACAAGGACCUGGCAGGCCUCUCCUCGCCACGCAACGAGUCCUACACGCGCGAGCAGUUUGACGACUUCCAGUCUCACUGCGCUUCUCGCGGUGUCACUGUGCUUCCUGAGAUUGAGGCACCCGGCCACGCGCUGCGCAUUGUCCGUUGGCGCCCUCAGAUUGCGUACCCCGGCGACCAGUCGCUGCUCAACAUCAAGCACAAGGACACACUGCCCUCCCUGCAGCUCAUCUGGAAGGAGUUUCUGCCCUGGUUCAAGAGCAAGGUGGUGUCAAUUGGCGCCGACGAGUACACGGGCCCGGCUGAGGACUACAACUACUUUGUCAACGAGAUGAACAAGUUCAUCAAGGCCGAGUCGGGCAAGGCAGUGCGCAUCUGGGGCACGUUCCCGCCCAAGUCGUCGUACAAGAACAACAUCAGCAAGGACGUGUCCGUGCAGCACUGGGAGUACUUUGAGGACAACCCUCUCAAGGAUUACAUCCAAAACGGCUACGACGUGGCCAACUCCAACGACAACCUCUACGUGGUCAGCAAGUGGUCCGCCAGCUACCCGCAGCACUUGGACAUAAAACAGACCUUCCACAGCGACCCUGCCAACAAUGGACCCUGGUACCCCAACAUCCUGAACCAGAAGAAGGUCUCUGACAAUGCUGCCAAGGAUGAGAAGCGCGUGCUUGGUGCAAUUGCCCCCAUCUGGAACGACUUUGGCCCCAACGCCACGACCCAGCUCGAGUCCUACUACGCUUGGCGCGACAGCAUCCCUGCCUUUGGCGACAAGUACUGGGGCGGCAGCCUGACCGCAGAUGCCUUUGACAAGACCUUUAGCAAGCUGAUCCGCAACAUCCCCGCGCAGAACCUCGAUCGCCAUAUCGAGUCCAAGGGCACCACAAUUCUGGAUUACUCCUUUGCCAGCGGCGUCUCCGGUGGCGUGGUUCGUGACACCUCGGGCAACGAGUACCACGGCGAGACAAAGUGCCGGGUCAAGGAUAAUGCACUUCAGUUGACGUCGGACUGCUCGCUGGACACGCCGCUGAGCUCCAAGGGCCGCGACUACACGCUGACUAUGGUCGUCAAUAUUGCGGGUGUGCAGGGCGAUGCCAACGACGCUACCUUGGUUGAGGGCCGUGACACGAUCCUCAAGCUGACGCCCAACCUGACCUUUAACACCAACGGCAACUAUUACCGCACCAGCCUGGCCGUGCCGCGAAACGAAUGGGUCGAGAUAAAGAUCACUGGUAACGGUGACCGCACGUAUGCUUCGGUGGCGCGUGUCGGUGGUAACGCCAACCAGGAGGAGUUUAAGACCAAGAUGGGUAUUCACCACGAGAGCAUCCGCUACGAAAAGAUGGCCCUCGAGGCGCCUUUGGAUAGUGUGAAUGGAUGGAAGGGCCAGUUGCGUUCGUUUAAGCUGGAAAACAAGGCUUAAACACACAGAACAGUAGACAUGGAGACGAGGCCGAAGUGUCAUAUAGAAAUGGUUUAAACUUGGGUAUUUAUGUAAAUAU